CUGCACGUUGCCGCCUAUUGCAUCAGUGGACGACCAGAACGUUUCACGGUGUGACGUGUUGCGUUCACAAACGAGUUUGGUGAUUUUGAACCAAUGGAAAUCGUUAAACUACCGCUUAACUUGGAGCUAUCGUUUUUAUGAUGACUUCUUUCCAAGAUUCAGAUCCAAUAAUAAGAGACUAUUUGAUUAAACAUUCACUUCCUCAGAUUUACAAGGCUUUACUUGCUGGAUUAUGUGUCUCAUGCCCUGAAGAUCCUUUGCACUUUAUAGAGGAGAAGAUCCUAUUGAUUCUAGAGGAUCAGGAUUUUGAGAUCUGCUGGCACACCUUUAUUGACAAAGACAAACAAAUCUCUUCAUUGGCUGGAGGCAUUGUGUAUGAUAUUUUUGGAAAUCCAGAAGACAGCCUGUGUCUGUCACAUUUGUUGGAGAAAGCUUACUCAUGUUAUCGCACCAGCCUGACCAAAAUGUGUUUCAGGGGUUGGAAGAGUUAUAUUUCAAAGAAGAAAAUGAAGGCUGCCAGACUCGUAGAGAGAAUGGAAGAGGCUGAGAUGUAUCACAAACAGAGACGGAUAAAACUGGCUUUUAUCAAGUGGACAGCAUGGGUUCAGUUUCACAAACAGAGGCAGAAUGAUGCUCUGAGAAAACUUCAAAAAGUCCAGGAUUCUGUUCACUGCAGAAACACCAUCACGGCUUGGCGUCGUGUUGUGCAGGACGCUAAAAGAGCAAAGGAAUACUUUAAGAGGCUAGAGAGAGAUAUACAAGAAAACCAGAACUCAGAGAUACCACUAGGCGAUGGACAGGACAGACUCUCACUGCUGCCUAACAAGCUGUCUCUUAAGAUCUUCCAAAGCCUAGGUGUGCGUGAUCUGCUGAAAUGUGCUCAGGUGUGUCAUUCUUGGAAAGCAAUUACUCAAAACAGCUCACUGUGGACUGAGAUUGAUUUCUCCCCUGAGGCCAGUUGGAUCACAGAUCAGACUGUGGAGAGAAUACUACGAGUGCAUCGUGUUUAUGUGAUCUGUGUGAACUUGUGCGGUUGCACCCUGGUGCAGGAGUCGAGUUUUGGACGCAUCAGUCAAUGCAGAAAUCUUCAAGAACUUGAUCUCAGUGAAUGCCCACAUCUUAAUGAUGAAAAUAUGAAGAUGAUUUUAGAGGGAUGUCGCUCUCUCCUCCAUCUUAAUCUGGCCUUUACUCAUAUUACUAAUGCCACAAUAAGAGUCCUGUCAAGAUGCUGUCUGAUGCUGCGGUCUUUGAGUCUCGCAUACUGCACAAGGUUCUCUGAUAAAGGCCUGCAGUAUCUGAUCACAGGAAAAGGCUGUCACAGACUCACUUAUCUGGACCUUUCCGGUUGUUCUCAGAUAUCUAUGGAUGGAUUUACAUAUGUCGCUAAAGCUUGCAGCUCACUGCAACAGAUUGUGUUAGAUGAUCUACCCACCUUGACUGACACCUGUGUGCAGGUCUUAGUGUCUAGAUGUCGAGUGCUGACUGUGAUUUCCAUAUUGGACUCACCGUAUCUCUCUGACGUGGCUUUCAAAACAAUUGCUGACGUGAUCAGCCUUACCAAGAUCCAAAUACAAGGUAAUAACCGAAUGACGGACAGCAGCUUGAAGGCCCUGUGCCGUAGCUCUCUGACGCUCAGCGAGGUCCAAAUAUCUGACUGCCCUCGCAUGACUGAUGCCAGCUUGAAGUCUUUAGGGAGCCUGACAAAACUGUGCAACUUAAAUAUCUCAGGCUGUAUCAAGGUGACUGAUAUGGGAAUCCAUUACAUCUCUGAAGGUCCAUCUUCUGUACAACUGCGAGAGCUCGAUCUUUCCUACUGCCCAAAACUUACUGACCUGUCCCUGAAGAGAAUAACUCAGAAAUGUAGCAGUCUGACCCACCUGAGUGUGUGUUUCUGUGAGAACCUGACGGAUAAUGGAUUUGAGUGUCUGAACAGUUGUACUUCUCUCAACUCUCUGGACAUCACAGGCUGCAAAAUACAUGAUAAAGGACUAGCCGCCUUGGGAACUAACCACAGUCUGAGAAAACUGACUGCAACUGAGUGUGUUUUUAUAACAGAUAAUGGAAUAAAGAUGUUUUGCCGACAAUGUCAUCAUCUGGAGCUUUUGGAUGUGUGUCAGUGUGUGUGUCUGACUGAUCGUGCGAUCAAAGCCCUCUCCUUCUUCUGCAGGACCAUUGCCACAGUCAGAAUAGCUGGAUGCCCUAAAAUGACAGAUACAGCAGUGAAGUACCUGACAAGGAUUGGUCACCUCUUGAAGGAGCUGGAUGUGAGUGGCUGUCCUCUUCUAACUGACCGCACCCCUUCUUUUCUACUGUGCAGCUGUCUGCAGCUGCGGUCCAUCAGCAUGCUCUACUGCAAGAACAUCUCCAAACAGGCUGCUCUGAAACUGCAGCGCCGCGUGCAACACUGGAAACACAGUAAUGAUGACGCCCCCUAUAGUCUAGACUAGUUACUACAGCUAAACCAGAUCUAGACCAGCUGGAGAAACAAAGACAGGAGGAUGAAGACAGCGCAAACUGACAUUACCAGUCAUUACUUACAUAUUAUACAAUUGAUUACAUUUGAUAAGAAAUCACUUUUUGGGAAUAUAAGACUAAAUCUUUAGUUACUUAUACUGUAAAGUGUACUCAAGGGACUGUCAGACUACAUAAGACAAAAAAGGUUCGCAAUCACUGUUUCAAACCAAAGUUUUGUCAAGUUUUUGCCAAUGAAUUGGAUAUUUUGUACUUUCUUACUAUUGUUUGGGUAUUUUUAUAUGACAAAGAAAUACUAGAUACUGCGGGACCUUAAUGAAACGUGUACAUUGCAUUUUCAUAACAAAUCAUAAAAAUAAAUCAGGUAAAAAUAACAAUGUCCACAGUUCACUAAAUACAUUUAAAGUUGCCUUAUAUUCUAAACUCAGGUAAGUAUAUUUCUAUAUUCUGUUAGGUCUUAUUAAGAUGUUAAUGUUAAUGUAAGCUUUAAAAUGAAUGAACGCUUGAAUUCACUACAUCCACUAGGUGGCCUCAGAAAACUUCCAAAGUUAAA
Molecule: messenger RNA, 3025 nt
Organism: Labeo rohita (rohu)
Lineage: Eukaryota; Metazoa; Chordata; Actinopteri; Cypriniformes; Cyprinidae
Gene: fbxl13
Product: F-box and leucine-rich repeat protein 13
Exons: 22
Coding region: 138-2447 (769 amino acids)
Biological process (GO): SCF-dependent proteasomal ubiquitin-dependent protein catabolic process
Cellular component (GO): SCF ubiquitin ligase complex
Molecular function (GO): protein binding
Source: RefSeq, a predicted model, not a curated record